CACGGGUAAUUCCCAGUUUUACAGUCACUCAGUCAGCAGUUCUAAUCAGGUAGUCAGUCGCUGUCCAACCUCGUUUGCAUCCAGGUGAAGAGUUUCCUCACUAAUGUCUGACAAAAAGGCGGAAAUAGUGUAUCCACAAACUCAAAACAUGCAACAUCUCAACCCCAAGAAAGUGAUACAAAAACACUGGGUGACAUUGAAGGACAGACUUCUUCCACUGGAGGUUAUCGACACUCUCUUUGCAAAGGAAUUGAUAUCUGAUCGUGCUCUUGCUCUGAUACGAGAUGAACAGAAGCGCUUCAAGCAGGUUGAAAUUUUGAUGGACCACAUCAUGUGUCUCUCCGAUAAGGAGAUUAAACAGUUUGCAAUGAUACUGUCUCAUACUCAUGGAAUCAGUGACGUUGGAGAGCAACUAGUACGGGAAAUGAACGCAGUAGAACAAUCUCUGCGUUAGUGUGUGUUUAUAUCAAGUCACUGUAAUCGACUGUUAGUCCCUAAUGUUUUACAAUUUUCCUAAGUUUUACUCAAAGUUUAGAUAGGAGUUGUUGAGACCAGAGUCAAUUUGCAGACUAGAGACUUUACUGUGCUCUUCAAAACAUCUUAGCCACUGUUUUGUAUUAUAGUAUUUCCAAUACAGCAUCUUGUCUACAUUCUUCAGCUUGUACACGCAACAAAUCUAUGCCGCAUACGGGAUAGUUGUUUUAAUCACGUGACUGAAUCUGUUGGUGCCAAUAUUUAAUUCGUUGUCCAGAAGUGUUGUGGUUGUUCGCAAGCUGAAUGGAACGCGAUGAAAUGGCAAAAGAACAACUUCGAAAGCACUGGAAGGAGCUGCGUGACAGACUAGACACAGAACUUUUGAUAGACGAACUGUAUCAAAAUAAAAUGAUUCAUUUAGAUGAUCUUGAAAACAUUCGAGCCGAGAGAGCACGACACAAGAAAGCUCUAGUAUUGCUUGCUAAGAUGAUGAGAUCCUCACAUAAGGAGAUACAACAGUUUGCACGAUUAUUGACACGCACAGAAGGGAUCAAAGAUCUUGGUGAUCGGUUGCUACGCGACUUAGUGUCCGAGACAGCUAGACAUGAUUACUCAGUCGGUCCUUUGGACAGUUUGUAGGAGAUUGACUGGUUUGCAAACUCUAGAUGUUUUAAUGCAAAGCAUGAAUGGUAUGGCAUGAAAUUUGAUAUUUUGCAUUUAGUGUUCUGUGCUUCUUGGCUGUUUUGUAGUUGCCAUGGGUUAUAACCGUUUUGAAUACUAUGUACUGUUUGAUUCUUUUAUCUCAGUGGUUAUUUUUGCUGCAACAGAAAAUGUUAUACAAAGUAAAGAUAAGAUAAGGCACCAAAGGUACAUGUACUAGUAAUAUGAUUCAUGCUGUAAACAUAUACAUGUACACUGUGAGGAGGAGUCCAAGCAGGUCACGUGUACUAAAGCAGAGCACACCUUGUCUAAAAAAGGGAAGCCAGCCCCGCCCCCUUUGAAUUUAAUUAACUAACUACCCUAUUACCCAUUGCUAUAUUACCCAUGACCUUUUUUCCUACUAUGUUUAGAAUAUGACACCAUAAACAUGCAAUUGCAUCAGUUGCUAAAAAUAGCAUCUUAACUCUAGAAAAGGGCAACUCGGCCAUGGAGUCUGUAGAUCGGGUAGUACUCACUGCUAUCUGCUAUUUUAUCAAACUCGUAUUUUAAUGACUAACACACUUCCUCGACUGGACAAUGACAGAUAUGAGCUACAGUCGCAGCCAAACACAGGGUAGAAGUCUAGCUAGCCGUUCUAUGGCUAGAUCGAUAUCUGUACAUCGGGAUACUUGUUCAUCAACAAUAUUCUCCAAGCCUUCUCAGUCUUUACCUUUGGAAGCGUCAUCGUGUGAGAGUUCUUGCAGCGCUGGCGUUACGAGCGUAAAGCAGCUGAGUCGAGGAAGUGUGUCACGUCAACUCUCUAGAUCCAAUGGAGGCCCCUCUUCUAGGCAACAUCACAUGUACAGUUGCGUAGAUCUAGAUGGGAGCUAUUUGCAAUUGGUCCAAUCAGAGAUGGCUGUUGUUGGGCAAGUACAGCGAGUGCAACAGUAUGGGCAUGGGCCGUCAGCAUCAUCAUCACCAAGAAAACAGAAAGAGAAUUCAAUGAAGCAACAAUUGCAUGGACUUCCUGAACCCCAAAGUCACAAAACUGAGACUUGGAAUGAUUCUAGAGAGACUGCUGCUGAAGUCUUGCGAGGAAACUGGAAGAAACUAGUUGACAGACUUGAACCUGACAUGGUGAUUGACGACCUGUACCAGGGAAAUAUCAUAUGUCGUAUGGGGCUUGAAAAAAUCGAUGCAAAAGAUACAAGAACAUUAAAAUGUAGAUGUCUACUGAAGAUGAUAAUCACCCAAUCAAGGUCAGCAAUAGUGGAUUUCUGUACGAUAUUGAGCAGAACAACAGGCAUCAGCGACCUUGGAAUGAACCUGAUUGGAGAGUUAGCUAAGAGCAAGUGCACGCAACCCCUAGAGACAUGGGUAUGAGCCACACACAGACAACUGAACAACUUUACUAGACAUUUCGUUUGCUGUACAUAUAUAGUCUUGUAAAAUGAGUGUACAUAAUGUUGAACUGACCUCACAUAAUAAACAGCCUAACACAUACUCAAAUUGUUAAUUAGACAACAUUUGUAUAUACUUUUAGAUGAUAAAAGAAUAUGAAACUCAGAAUUCACACUUUGAUGUCAGAACUAUCGUUGAGUGCCUCGAAUGCAAUAUUCUGAUCUAUCCAACAGUCAGGCUAGUGCACAUGUAUUAUUGCUUUUCAAACAUUACUACAAUAUUGCUACAGGGG
Messenger RNA from Corticium candelabrum, 2806 nucleotides. RefSeq lists its product as uncharacterized. The coding region runs from base 1711 to 2496 and encodes 261 amino acids. The record is from RefSeq and is a predicted model, not a curated record. NCBI's taxonomy places the organism in Eukaryota, Metazoa, Porifera, Homoscleromorpha, Homosclerophorida, Plakinidae. The transcript has 4 exons. Gene Ontology annotation, biological process: regulation of apoptotic process.